AGCGGUGGAAAGUCUGAAACAACCACCAGUUUCGCAUUCGUCUCACAACAGAACGACACAGAAGCAGCAAUAAACUGGUGAUGUGUCUGCUGUUGUCACUUGCUGGAUGCUGGAGGGACAACUGACAGUGAAAAGCAUGUUGAUGGUGUUUUCGGUAUUGCGUAAAUACGCACUGGUUCACAACAGGAGCGACAGUGCUGCUUUUGUCCUCUGCUGAUAACACGCGGUGUCCAAACAUUUCCGCGGGGCUGCUCCAGCGAAAGCCGACUCACCGUUGACACUGUCCACCCACCGAACAGGAAGGUUGGGCUUCGCCUAGGGACCAUCAUCCUCCGCAGCGCUAUCAGGAAGCUGUGAAGCACAGUUCAGAGGACACUGUGCCUGACAGCGAGUCAUAGAAGGAGGACUUCUUGUUUAAUUAGAGAGAGAAAAUCUUAGAAAGCACGGAAGUCUUGCAGUCAUUGCGCUCCUCUAGAGUCUUCAUUUAAAGAUUUUGAUUAAUUUAUUAUAGGAUUUUUUUUUUUCCUGCUGUGGGCUCUAUCACUAGGGUGCAAAUAGAACUACAGAGCUACAGCCAGGUGGGACUGGUUGCCCUGAAUAAUUGCCUUUUGUUUGAAAAAACUUUUCUGCCAUAAAGGCUUUCCCUUGGAUUAUCAGCACAGAAGUGAAGGUCAGAACUCUGCAGCGUUUGCUCUCCUGGUCUUUGAUUCCGUGCCAUCUCUGCUCAGUCUUGAUACUUUUUUCAGUUCCUUUUGACUUUGAGGUUUUUGUGGGAUUACGUAUUGAGCAUUGGGUACACCCUUUUUUUUAAACAUCUUUUUCUCCCUAGGAAUAUAAUCAAGUCAAAACUAAACAAAAUAACCUACUGACCAGAUGUAGUGAGGGGGAAAAGAAGGCUGGAGAAAAAGGAAUAGAGGGGAUUUCAAGGACAGAUGGCCUCACUGCUCAACAACACCUACAGCUGGAUGAAUAAAACAUUUGAAGUCAUGACAUCUGGCUGAGAAGCGAGUUCAACACUCCUCUCAUUCCCUCUUUUUUCCUGAAUCUGUUCAUUCUUUCACUCAAUAGCAUUUCCUUCCUCUUUAUCCUCACAUACUCCCCAUUCAUUCAAUACAUCUUUCACCUUUUCUUGUUGUUUUCUCCUCUGUGGACACAGGGAUUCAGUCACUCACUCACUCAGACAGAAACAAGCCUCUGCCUGUACUUGUUUCUUCUGCUGUCACUCAAUUGUAUUCCACCUUUGCAUGCACCCUUUCCUCUAUCCUCCCCCCUCCUGCUCCUUCUCUUCUUUCUCCCUCCCGGAGUGGUGUGUGAUGGUGCGUCCCCUCCUCUCAUUCGUGGAGACAUGCCUGUGCAGGAGAUGGCGGUGAGUCCUGUCAAGUCCCUGUACUGGGAGCAGUUCCCCCCCAUGUCGCAGCGCCGUGUCUACUGCACUCCAGUUUACCACGAAGGCCUGCUGUACGUGCUGGGUGGCUGCAGCGAGACCGGCAUGCCCCUGGACAGUGUUGAGGUCCUGGAUGUAGAGAGCCAGACAUGGAGCCAGCUGCCCCCGCUGCCCACUGCGCGGGCGGGGGCCUCAGCUGUAGCACUGGGAGGCCAGGUGAUGGUGCUCGGGGGCAUGAAUCAACAGCAGACUCCGCUGGCAUCUGUGGAGAUGUACCACCCUGAUGAGGGCAAGUGGGAGACAAAGGCCAGCCUGGGUCAGCCAUCCAUGGGUGUCACCACUGUGGAGAAAGAUGGGAAGGUGUAUGCGUUUGGUGGUAUGGGAGCAGACACCACGCCACAGGCCCUGGUGAGGGUUUAUGAGGCAGAGAAGGAUCAAUGGCAGUCGAUGACCUCUAUGCCCACACCGCGGUAUGGAGCCACGCCCUUCAUGAGAGGAAACAAACUUUACUUGAUGGCUGGUCGUCAGGGAAAGAUGCCGGUGACGGCGCUGGAGGCUUUUGACCUGGAGAUGAAGAGCUGGACACGCUACCCAUGUAUCCCGAGCCGGAGGGCCUUUUCCUGCUGUGCCAUGAAUGACCGAAGCCUCUUCAGCUUGGGGGGUCUCCAGCAACCAGGGCCACAUAAUUUCUACUCCAGACCUCACUUUGUCAGCACCAUGGAGGAGUACGAUCUUGAUCAAGGUAUCUGGAUCAAACCCAGCAGAACAUCCCGAAUGAGGGAGAAGAGGGCUGACUUUGUAGCAGGAUGCCUGGGAGGAAGGGUCAUUGCAGCUGGAGGUCUAGGAAAUGAACCAUGGCCGUUGGGCUCAGUGGAGAGCUACAACCCAGUGAAGCGGCGCUGGGAGUAUGUGGUGUCUAUGCCCACCGCACGCUGCUCCUCUGCCCUCCUGCAGACAAACAACGUGCUCUUUGUCAUUGGUGGAGUCGCCCAGGGACCCAGUAAUGCUGUGGAAGCCCUCUGCAUACAGGAAACAGUGUGACACAUGCACAGACACUAACUCGCACUGGAAUAAAUGCAAAGUGGCAUUGAUGUUUUAUUCAUGUGUGUGCAUAAACACAGACCAAAACACAUGAAGUAGAUCCACAGAUCACACAGAUACUCUUCUGUCUUUAUGUCCAAAUGAUGGAGUCUUCUUGUACACCGGGAAAUAAGCAGCUCUUUUUCUCAUUCAAUGAGCAUUUUCGAAUGGGAGCUGCAGAGACAGUUUGUGACGGAGCUGGAUGAAUACAAAAUUAAGGACGUUCAAGUUGGCUGAUGUGACUGGCAAGGACGAAAAACAGAGCUUUUCUACUCCAGGGAAAUCAGUGGAAGACAAAAAAAAAGAAAGAACAUGAGCAAAAAAACAGACACACAUACCAUGUCUGAAGAAACAACACGCCUUUGAACUGUUGAGCAUUUUUUUUGAAUAAAAGCAGGGUACUUUUCUGGAUAUUAAAGGAACCUAGGGCCAUAUGUGUAUCUCUCUUUACAGAAGCACCACUCUCUGCUGCGGCGACACCAAGCUCGGACACUUUUCUACGACCUUAGAAACAACGAGUUUUAGACUGUGAUGUUCUGGGAUUGUGAUUGUUUUGGUUCUACUCUUUUUUUGUUGCUGUGUUGUAUAUGUGUGAAAGCUAGCACUGCUAGCAGCCACUACCACAACAGUGGCCCUUAAAGAGCUGGUAUUAUGGCCCUUUUUGACACAUUUUUAUAAAUACAGAGUGAAUUUUAAACAAAUCUGUGACACUUUAUUCACUCAAAGUUGUUUAGAUGUAUCUAAAUCCAUCUGCACAAACAGCCCAGAGUAUGUCCUGUAGCACAGUGCUUCAGGAGUUUUUAACAUAAAAUGUACAUUAUUCAUGAUCGCCUACUCUGAUUGGCUAGAAUGAUUGUUCAGCCCCAGCAAAUCAGAGUAGGACCAAAUGAAUAAUGCCCUUUGGCCAAUCUUUAACUUAAAUAAUGGCUGCAGCUGAAAACACAAGAUAGUAUAUGAACCAGAGUCUGAUCCUGAAUGGGAAGGUGAGGCGCCUGCUGUUGCAGACUGGAGACUUCAACUGGAUUUUUCAGAAUGAUAGUAUCCUGUUUAAAUUUCCUAACAAAGUAGUUUUUUCACAUGUAGCUGGAGGCAGCUAGCUUAGCUUUAGUACAGCUAUUUUAGCCAAGUAACACUCCUGACAUUCUCAGCAUAGUGCUUUGCAGAGGGUGGAUUUACCCUUGUGUGUCUGGGAGUGACAUCACCACAGGCACGUUUGCAACACCACUCACUCUUGAGGCGGGAGAUUCAAAAUUUUGAAUAAAUUUAGAAAGCACUGAGAAAGAGUUUUGUAAUUUCACAACAGAGGAUGACCUCUGCCAUCACUGUAAUCCAUCUCAAAGCACAUUUUUUUCUUGUUUUCUGUCAUACCAGCUCUUUAACUUUCAUUCACAAUACAAGCAGCUGAAGCUGCUAGUCAGAAGUCCAUACAUCUUUUAUAACCAGUGAAACAUCAGCUGAUUAUGACCACAGUCACUGUUUCCUUUGCUUGUAGAGGAAGAAAAGCUGACUGUGGUCGAACCUGUCUGCGUCAUGCUUUGCUACACAUCUGUCCACCUCUGCUACAACAUCAGCACCACAGUAAUCAGUCACUAAGCUCAAAUGGUCCUUCACACUGUAGCACGGGAUGCUUGUAGAUUGGGACUCAUACCUACUGCACUGAAGCAUCCAGACAGAUAAAUAAUAUUCUGAACAUCAGAUUCCUGAUGUAUUCUCCUUGAGUUGUGUGAUUGCAGUAAACUGUAUUCUGUACCUCUCCCUGACAUCAGCCAGAGGAUGGAUAAAAGGGGAAGAGCAGGUGAUGAUACCUGGGCAACAUUUUGGAGCAAUAGAGGAAUACAGUAUACAGAACAGGAUGAAAUCAUACAGUACAUAAAGAUUAGAGUUUCAUUUUUAUGAUUAUGGUUACACCAAUUCAGUGUUUUUCCAGGAAUGUGAUUUUAGGCACAAAAUUUAAAUGAAAAAACCCGUUUUGGUUUAACCCAAAGGUUUUAAAACUGUGAGGCUGACCUCCUCUGAGAGGGGCUGGGAGAGCUGAGGGGGAUGCACAGAGAGAGAAACAUCAGGCAAAGACAAUACAUGAGGUAAAAGGCACUAGGGGUGGGAUGAAUCCCAAAACUCAGUUUUGACCAUAUCAUGGAUGAUAUGGUCAAAAUGAUCAGAUCAUUUUUUGGACGAGCAACAUACAAAAAAACCGUUCACUUUCCAUUUAUUAUUCUAAGACUUAAAGUGAGUGCUUAAACCAAGGAACUUCUGAAUAUGGUAUGAACUGAAAACAAUCAAGAUCCACAAUGUUUAAAUAAAAUGUUAAAAUAAACCCUAACCCUACAUAUCGUUACAGUUUUCUCCACUACCUUUCUUUCGUCGUCAUAUUUUACAGGAAAGCCGCAAUGCUCCCAUACAUGAAACUUAAUCAUGCAGCGGGCUUUUCAAGUUCUUCUACUCCUCCACUAGCCAUGGUUCUCGCUGCCAACUUCUUUAAAACACACCCCAUUCACAUGAACACAACUCCAUUACCUCUGUGGGUGUGUUCCAAAACCUGACCGACACAGUGCAGUUUGUGCCAGAUGGGUGUGGUCACUGUUCAUUUUAACUACACUACGUGACAAGUGGCAUGUCGGCACCGCCAAAUCUAAUCCACCCUCUCUUUCCACUACAACUCUGUAUUGUUGCAUUGAGAUUUGGGGAUUUACUGCUUUACAAGAGAACGGUAACAAUUUCACACUGUAAUGAGUAAACAGUGUAAUAAUCCGUGGUUUAUAUGCAUAGUGAACCAUGUGGGGUGGGCCGUUCGGAUCACAGAUCAACCAUGAUCUGCUACCACCCCUCCACAACUUGUGGAGGCAGUUUACUGUAGGUGACACUGAGCAUCCAGUUGCAGCAAUAGGUUUCAAAACUCAUACUCUUCAGUCAUAACUCAGUCAAAUCAAGGUAGAAAAACUACUUAAUCUCUUUUGAAUAUACAGUAAAAUAGUUGCUACCUAUAGAAUGCAAAGCCAAUAAUUUGCUUCUUUAUAUAACAUAUAAAUGAUAUCAAACUUCUUAUCUUGUCCUGCAGUAUAAUCUACUACUGUUCCUGAAUAAGAUACAUCAGACAGAGCUUACAAAGUACUUAGCUAGCAAUGUCAAACAAAUUAGUUGAAAAAUCAGUUUACAAAUUACAUCUAUAUGACUCACUGCAAAAGUUAUUGUGCUACUUUACCAACUACUCAGCUGCACAAAUAAUUGGUUGCAUUACUUAUUUAACUUUUGUUCCUUAGUAAUCCUUGAUUAAAGGUGCCUUUAAACAUCUCAAAGGCCUCCACACCAAUGUCACAUCUUUUGUAUUUCAACAUGUAAACAAUGAAAAUGAAACAUGGUUUAGCAGCCAGCUAUGGUCUGGAGGCACUACCUGAAAAUCAGCACUUAGUUUAGCCUGACAAAUCCUGUACUCAUAGUGAAGCAGGAGUGUUCAUACUCCCACCAAUAGCGAACAAUUUAGGUAAUUCCUGAAUGUUGGUUUGACACAAUUUAACAUUUGCCACUGUGAUCACUGUGAAACUGCUGACUACAGCUUUUACAACUAUUCAGAAGUGAUGCUGUGAGUGACUAUUUUAUACUCAAAAGACAGACAUUUGGUCGAGUGUUUGCUUAGGCUGAGAGGAGCCUUUGUGCACAAGAGUUAGGGGUGAAAGAUGAUGGAUGGAGCUGCUGAGCAAAAUGUUUUGUGACAAAUUCAUUGACCUGUGGACUGCAAUGUGUUCCUGCAUGGCAUGUGGCCUCUGUUGGUCUUAUUUAUCCUGCUAUAUUGUUGGACUUAUUGAAUAUACAGUUGACGAUCUAGUGAUCAGCUUCACCAUUUAGAAUUAAUGUACUGUAACUAAUGAGUCAACUGUAGUUGCAGAAGGCACUCAAGAAUUAUGGCAGUUAUGAUUGCUGGUGCAUGAGGGAAAAGCAUGCUAACCAUCAUGUCUCCAUCCAUUCAUCCAUUAUCUAUACUCUAUAGAGGGCUGCGAGGGGGCUGGAGCCAAUCCCAGCAGACACUGGGCAAGAGGCGGGGCUUGGACAGGUUGCCAGUCUAUCACAGACAACUACAUACUCACCUAUGGACAAUUUAAGAGUUGCCCACUAACCCAACCUACAUGUCUCUGGACAGUGGCACCCGACGAAAAACUAUGCAGGUACAAGGAAACAUGCUAACUCCACACAGAAAAUUUAGCUGCGAGACUUGAGCCCAGGACCUUCGUGCUGCAAGCCAAUGCCACAGUGCCACCCUAACAGUAACUUUAUCUUAAAAAAAAAGACAUUCAUAUAUAGAGAGAAGGAAGAAGACUGGAGAGAAAUAAGAAAUACAGAUAACGAAGAGAGAGCUAUCACUGGCCACCAAAAUAAGCAUUGUUUCUUUCAUACUUGCAUCCUCUUGCCUCACAUCAUAUAUUUUUUUGGUCAGCACCCUAGCAGGUCUUGUUAACAUAGUCAGACAUCUAUUUCUGUGAGAGAGCACUGAUGCUGUAGGAGCUCAGAUGAGAUUCCAGUUGACAAUUGACUAUUUCUGUUCACUAUGUUGUGUGCAGCCUAAUUAAGUGUGUUAGAUGCAAGCCACAUGCUCAUCACAUUAGUACAAGUGCAACACAUACACACACACACACCAUGCUCCUUUUAUGCAAAGCCAAGCAUGGAACUGUAAGCCUGAAUGUAUUGUUUGCUUGCAACCAUGCUCACUAAUUCACUCAGCCAUGCACUCAGUCGCUACACACACACACACACACAGUUCCACCUGGCACUAACCACAAAAGCUUGGAGAGAAUACAGAAAUCAAUCUUUCAGUAAAGAGCUCUGCUGGUAGGGGACUAUGGCCCUCUCCUCCUUCUAACACUAAUUAACCUACUUGAAUCCACUGCGUGUGUGUGUGUGUGUGUGUGUGUGUGUGUGUGUGUGUGUGUGAGAGAGAGAGAGAAAGAGAGAGUGUUGUGAAUGUAUUUGUAGUGAAUAAGGAAUGUAACUUGCCCACAUACACUCAAGAAGUAGGCUAAAUCAUCAUGCUUUAAAAGUGUAGCAUAAAGUCAUAACUGGCUUCAUUUGCAGUUUACAUACAGUAUGCAUCUUGCAUGCAGGGCUGCAGUACCACUGUCAGCCACAAAGGAGAAUAGACAGACCCACACUGGAUCAAAUUCCUUUCACCCGAGAGGAUCUAAUGAAACUCAGACUGACACCAUAAGCCGAUACUAACCGCUCACUGCCCCUCCCAUCGCAUCCUGUUUCCUAGCAACAACGUAAACUACAGAUGUCUGGUUGCAACAAUCUUUGCAAAAUGCAGCCUCCAGUCUAAAGCUAGCAUUAGCUGACAAAGGAGUAAAUUUGUCAAUCCAAUAGGAUGCUGUGGUUACUGCUAAUGUGACACAAAACUUGAAUUACUCCCAAAUUAAAAUCAUAAUUGAGUGACAUAUAGGCCAACCCAGGACAAAAAGCCAGUGGAAUUUUUCCAUAGACUUUUAGAUUUUUGCAGAAAAUGUGCUCUGUGACCAAUAUCAGCACCAUAUUGCUUGUGUUGUCAUAUGUGCAUGCUGUGGCUUUAACUGUAGGUCCCCAAUGUUCUGCAUGGGUGGAAGGCACAUUUGCCAGGUUUUCAGCAGUAUGACACUCCGGCAUCGCUUUAGUCUGAAGAACAACACUGUGUAUUUUCCAGUUGCUUAUGUAAUGGCAGGUGACUGUGGUCCUUAUUUUAACAACACAGAGCCUAGAAACUGGAUUAACUAUAGGCAGCAGAAUGUCAUGGAGGGGGGUAGUAUAGCUGAGAGACACCACGUCCCGUCCCAUUUUCACUUAAAUUGUCACACGAUGUCUAGUUAUAGUUACUGAACCUUAGAAAGACAAAUAAUUGUUUUGCACUUAAGGGCGGCUGAACAAGCAGUAUUAUCUUCUAAAGCUGAUAUGGCCAGCAUGUUAGUAAACCACUGAUACAAAGCACUAUUAGCAUUCAUUUGGAGCUGUAUUUCUGGCAACCUGACAAAUUAAGGCCAACUUUCAAUUUCCUUGUUGCUCUGUAAUGUCUCCAUCAAGUCCUGCCUGCUGUGAAGAUACUCAACCACAAUAAUAAAGCUGUGGUUUUGUUACUGCAAGCAACCCCUCUCACAUUACACACAGUUAUUCCAUUAGUAAUAUACAUAUUUAUGGCUUGUGUAGAUUUAAAGAUACAUUCAUCUUUUCUUUUUUUCAUUCAUGCACUCACUCCUUUUUGUCUUUUGGGGUCAGAAGAACUUUAAAGGGAUUGAAAAUACUGUAUUUGACAGUGUUAGCAAAUAGUUUCCCAUUUACCAUUCAGCAGGUAGAGAAACUAGCAUUUAUUUGGAGUCGUUUCUUUCCAGUAAAUGUAUUAUAUUUCUGUCUCUUUCUAUCUCAGUUCUAAUGUCCACCAGCCUAAUAAUGAAAUGUGUUGUUAGCUUGAUAGAUGUGUGACCACCUAGCUACCAGCUACGGCUGGAAAUGCAGUUGAUGUAAACAGAAAUUCCAGGCUGCAGAACCACAACAUUGAGUUACAAGAGGCUAAAAGGCUGCAGGUUUGUGUUUUAAUCCCCUGUGCGAACACUUUCACACAACUCAUAUUUAUCUGAUGUAUCAUUAAUAGAAAUACAGUUCAUCAGUGCAGCGUCAACACAUCCAUGAUUCCCUGUGUGUGCCUCUGCUUAUCGCUGUAUAUUCAUGGUAACGUGCAGCUGAGUACUUCUGACUGCAUCUCGAUGCCCACGAGCACAACUCUUAUAUUUGUCAGUGGAUGCAUGUGCUUGGGCAGUUUUCUGACAGCAAGACACACUCACCAUCUAUUAUAGUGUGACCUGUCUGAAUGAUCUACAGUACACUGUCUCCUUUGCAUGCUUUCUGUUUCUGCAGCUCUUCACAACAGUUUACAUGCCACACUACAGUCCCCAAGCAAUUCUGGGACUUUGCCCAUGCUCUCUUUUGGUUGUCAGGUUUUUUAAGCUUUCUCACUCCUUCUCUGGCACUGUCAAUGUCAGACUGUUGUUAAGAUGCCUCAUAAAUCUAGACUGUCUUCAACAGAAAAGAUGCCUCAUGAAUCUGUUUUUCUGGCUCCUGAUAUGACAUUCGUGUCAGGCUGGUAACUCGCUGGAGUGAAAUGACUGCGCAGAACAAAAAAGCAGGAUGCUUCAGUACAGGUAGCAGCUAAUUACAUGCUGUACUUUUAUAGCAGGCCCUGGAGGGAUGAUGCACAAGCAUACAGUAUGUAAAUUUGUUUUUACACCACCAUGGAGAAUAUGCUACAUUCCGAUUGUAUGUAGACGUGAGAUCAGCUGAUAGUUUUACCUGUGAUGACAUCUCACUCUGUUGGGGUUGUUGGAACUACAGAGAAAUGCUCAGUUCACUCUAAUUAUUCAGUGGUGGUACAGAGUGAUGCCUCUUUAUCUCAUAAACGGUCUUCGGCUAACAGCAGUACACCAGCUGCACGGAGGUCACAAACCCAACAACUCAAUGUUUGGUUCAGUUCAGUUUCAUUUUGUCCUGUCAUCAACUGAAAUCAGGGAGUUAAGGUUACUUAGCGGCAGCUGGUACGACCCUGCUGGUUGUCAUUUUAACCAUAAAUAGCAACGAUCAGCAGAAGCUGCCACCCGAAUGAUUUCCACAUUGAGCUUUGCUAACAAGGCUGUGGGUGUCACUGGCACUGCUGUGCAAGUGCGGCGGUGGGGUAAGCUCACCAUCGUGAUGCCUGUCAGCCAUCAACGACAAACACUGGCAUCGUUUCAUUGCCCAUCUCUAAUGAACAUAUUUCUCGUGAGAAGAGAAUUGAUAUGGUUAUAUUAAGCAUAGAUUUAUUGGUAAAAUUUUCAAAUUAAGUCUGAAAAAUCUGCAGAACCUGAGGCACAGGGAAAUUUUACAAUCAACAAGUGCCCUACAAUUAUUAUACAAGUUUACAGUACCCUGCAGUAUAGAUCAAUGUUGACAGUAAACAAAUGUACAAGUACAACACUCAUUUUCAGCCAGAUGUAUACCAUGAGAGGUGAGCAGAUAUGACUUGCCUUGCCCCAAAAGGUUGCCUUGUGUAUCAUUACCUCUCAAAUAUCUGUAGAUUCAGCAUGUACCUUCUUGUCCAAGACACGCUGGGCCCCACUUUAAUGUUUUGGUGUGCACGGCAUGCUUCGUGCCUUCAUUCACAAAAAUAAGGCCCGUAGACUCAGGUUCUGUCAAAACAACAGGGUGCAUUCAGCACAGUGCAAUGAUGGGGGUGGAAGAUGCUGAAUUUACAUUGUUUUCAAUUUUAUGAAUCCAGCACAGAGUUGUGUCUUACUUUUGACAAUGGAAAAAAAAAACUCUACUUCUCUUUUUUUAGUGGCAAAUUUCAGCACAGUUUCCUGGGCAACAAGGAACAGUGUCAACACCACUCAAGUAGCAUAAAUGUGUUCCUCUUGCAUUAGUGUAUUCAUGUAUUCUUGUUGGGUUUUAGUUUUAUUUUGUGUUUGAGCCUAUGGGCAAAAUAUCAAACAUCCCCUUUAUUAUUAUUAGUAAGGUAAACAUGAUUAGAUAUAAUAGAUUAUAUAAUUCUUAUAAUAAUAGAUAGUAUUUCUUUUUUGUUGUUAAUUGUUCUUAUCUGUUAAUUAUUUUGCCCUCCAGUUGUUUGUGUUGUGGAUUGAGGUUGUGAGGUGACUGAUGUAUCGUGAUGUUGUCUGAAAUGGGUUCCCCAUAGUGUUUGUCACUAGUUACAUAUUCUUAUAAAGCUUUGCUUGGGCUGGCGUUGCAGCAGACAUUGAAGUAAAUACAUAGUGUGUAUAUUAUGUUGAUUAGAUGAAAUUCACAUGAGCAUAGUUUUUUAUAAGACUAAAAAUGAGGAUGUAUGUAUUUGUGCUCUCUGGGUUGCUAAGUCAAAAUACCUACAAAAGGUUAGAGCUAGUGACAAGACAGAAGAAAAAAAAUCUUGCAUAAAUUAUUAGUAUUUCAAUCUUUUGAGUGGCUCAUUACCUUCUGGAUUUCUGCCCAUCAGCAAAAUAAUUCUGUGAUUGAAACAAAACGCUUCAAAAAACAGUGACGUAGUCUGAGAACCAGCAGCCGUCAGCGCUCUUUGUCAUUUUCACUGCUGAGAGUUAAAGUCAAACUAGUGUGUACAGACAUUUUGGGAAACACAAACCCAGACUCCCUCUCCUCUUCUGAUUUCUCUCGCUGUACCGUGCUGUUUCCCUACUGUGAUUGACAUGGUAGAAACCUGGUAAACUGCUUUGUGGUCUCAAUGGGUCAGUAUUGCCAUGUUCUCUGUAUGUGCAAAUGUGAUUUGGGAGGUUUACUGAACUUAAGUGUUCUAAAGCUAAUAGGAAAGAUAGAAACCAGCAUAAGGAGGGGGGACUCAGCUCACUAGAUGGGGUGUGUGGGGAUGUGUAAUGUGUGUGAAACACUUUAAAGUUAGGCUCCAAAUAUGCUUAUACUUUUUGUUAAACUACUUUGAACUUCAUAUUUUGAUCCCUGUAAUAACUGUGUAGAAAUACACAUACACACCCUUUGAGUCAAACUAACUCAGCCACAUAGAAUAAUCUGCCACUUCAAACUAUGCACUUACCAUGAAUCAAGCUUCACCCUCAGUGACAAUAUAAAGCCAGAUACAACCCCAGUUUUACUGACAACAAAUAUAUUCAAACAAUGUAACAUAACUAGAAAGAAAUACAACAUAAAUAUGUAUUUUCUUAUGCUUUAUAUAGUUUAUUACAAUUGGAUCAUAUUCACUCAGAAAACUGAAAUUCUGCUCAAUCAAAUCUAUGAGACGAGUGACACCGAUUUGUUAAAAUACUGACUUGAGAUCUGCAUAUUUUACAAAUUAAAAUCAGUUGCUUCUCAUACUAAACAACUGAAACCCAAACACAUCUGAACUAUGCUCUGUGGUGCUUCUUCAGUCUGAAAAUAACCCUGAUGGUGUAGGUGUUUACCAAGCAGGAUGGGUCUAAUAAAAACACCACAGGCUAUUGGGAAUCACAGGAUUUUCAGCCCAUUUCAGGGACUAAAAGGACAUUAUACAUCCUCAUAUAGAGCCACAAAUCAAGGCAAAAUAGGAACUAUGGCACAUGUUUUGAACAUUUCUUUUCUAUGUAUGUGGUCAGAACUGACUAGGGAUGAGCUUUGAUAGCAUUUUAUUGAAUCUGAUUCCAGUUCCCAAUCUGCUUAUCAAACCCAAAUCCUUUCAAAUCACAUAUUCAACCUGAUUAAGAAGUUUGUUAGUUUAAAAAUAAGUAUUUUUCUUUCAGACUCCAAAAAGAACAGGCUAUUGGAAUCCAUCCCUAAAUGUGAUCCAGUUGUCAUCACUCAGCAACAAACCGAAGAAGCAACACAUUGUGUUGUUGAUGGGAGGUGCUUAUUCUGCACCACAGAUGUAUUAUCAAUAUGUUGUAUGCUACUUGGUAAUCCCUCAAAAAAAAACCCCCAAAAAAACAAGAUUAAGCUACAGUCUGUUUACAGAAGGAGUGUUUCCUUUUAAUUACUUACAUACACAAACGAGAAUGAAACAAGUGGGGAGAUGCCGGAAUUACUUUUGUUAUUAUUAUAAUAAUAAUAAGAGUAAUAGUAAUAUCAUAAAUCAUAAAAAAUAUUGUGGUUCUUGUUGUUGUCACUGUUUUAGAUUGUGACACUGCAGUGUUUUCUUAGUUUUUGAGAGAGAGUACAAAGAGUGUGGAUGUGUUACAGAUAAGGCUCAAUCAGUUUAUCAGUGGUAUAACCAAGUAAUGUUCACAUGGAAAGGCUGCCUCCCUUCGCCAAAGCCUGCCAGUCACAUCGUUACACCAAAGGACAAAGUCUGCGGCUUUUCAAAAUGAUAACAAGGUUACUGCUGGGUUCAGUCAUUCCCAUUAACAGCCACAUAACUUUGAUUAAUAAUUUGAUCAUGAGAGCUUAUACAGAGCCUAAUUUUCCAAAUUAUUAAUAACAAUAUCCAUGUCACCUUGAAGGGAAAAUUAAAAAAGAGCCUACUCUAGCUUAAUUUUGCACAUUCAUGUAAUACUGUGGAGCCUUGAUUUCAGUGUGAUGACUUACAGCAUUGUACAUUUAGCUGCAGCCAGCAUCAGUGUGGCCGGCAGGCUUUGGCUUCCAGACCAAGUUGUGGCUGUGACUCCAGUGCAGUAGUUCAGUGCCUAUACUAAAUGUGAGGUAGUGCCUCAACUAUGAAUCCUGUUCUAUAAUAAACUAUUUUGACUUGCUGUCUGA
This is a messenger RNA of Monopterus albus (swamp eel), 13627 nucleotides long. It is a transcript of the gene klhdc8b, whose product is annotated as kelch domain containing 8B. Gene Ontology annotation, biological process: mitotic nuclear division; nuclear chromosome segregation; mitotic cytokinetic process. NCBI's taxonomy places the organism in Eukaryota, Metazoa, Chordata, Actinopteri, Synbranchiformes, Synbranchidae. Gene Ontology annotation, molecular function: protein binding. The coding region runs from base 1346 to 2425 and encodes 359 amino acids. Gene Ontology annotation, cellular component: intercellular bridge; cellularization cleavage furrow; midbody. The transcript has 7 exons. The record is from RefSeq and is a predicted model, not a curated record.